AUGGAUGUGGUCCACUGCUUGUUCCUGCAGUGUGUCUGUGGGCCGCUGCCCAUGGCAGAGCCCCAGGUUGCCACUGAUGACCCCUGGAGCCGAGGCACAUCACAGGAUGAAGAGCGGACGGAGGCACAGAGAAUCCCCAGGAGGAGAUGGAGUUCUGGGAGGCGAUCAAGGCCUCGUCCACUCUCUGACUAUGGCCAGCUGGUCGGCCGGAGUUUGUCAAUUCCUGAAGACUCAAUUGCUGUAGACCCCCAGAAGGAGGACUUUGUGGACGGGGACCCCCAGGCAAGCAUGACCUCUAAUGGCGCUGCAGACCAGAAAGCCUCCCUGGGCUGCCCUAAAGGAGGCCUGAGAAGACGCCCCAUUUCUGUGAUCGGUGGGGUCAGCUUCUAUGGGAACAGCCAGGCAGAGGAAAUAGAGAAUCUGCUAACCCAACCGGCGGCGCGGCCGCCCGUGCCCGCGCACCAGGUGCCGCCCUACAGAGCCGUGUCGGCCCGGCUCCGGCCCUGCGCCCUGUCCCGGAGCACGCCCAUCGGGCUGGACCGCGUGGGACGCCCGCGGCACCGGAGAGCGGCCAACA
Messenger RNA from Galeopterus variegatus (Sunda flying lemur), 577 nucleotides. RefSeq names its product spermatogenesis-associated protein 13-like. Lineage: Eukaryota; Metazoa; Chordata; Mammalia; Dermoptera; Cynocephalidae. The transcript has 3 exons. Gene Ontology annotation, cellular component: cytoplasm. Gene Ontology annotation, molecular function: guanyl-nucleotide exchange factor activity. The annotation marks the transcript as partial. Gene Ontology annotation, biological process: filopodium assembly; lamellipodium assembly. The record is from RefSeq and is a predicted model, not a curated record.